AUGCCCACCACUCCACAGCUGCCUAACUCAACGUGGACUGCAAGUGCUAAUGCCACUUGGACGGCGACCAGUCUCUCCGGCGACCCAUCGACCUCAAACAGGAUGUCUCUUUCAAAACAGACUUCUGUCAGCUUGCCUCCUUGGCCAGUUUCCAAUUCCACAACUUCAAUUUGGGCGACAGGAUCAGCCAUAUCGUCAACAGAUACCGUCACCUCAGAGACUGCGUCUUCGACUUCUACUCCUAUCUUCCCGCCAUGGCCUACACACAACUCCACGACGGCCUCGAUCACUGGCACAUUGUCAAUCCCUGUCAUCCCAUCGUCUGUGAUCAUUGGAACAGACAUCACCAGGUCGGUUUCGACAUCGUUCCCUUGGACCAACGUGACCUCCAGGCCCUCAACAGGUGUCUUGACUGCAUCUGUCAUUAUUGUGACUGGAGGAGUAACAAUCACUUUGCAGCCAACAGGGACGUCUCUAAUCAGCACCACCGCUGUCCCGUCGUUGACUAUUAAUGGAACGGUUCUGCAGACCUCAACUCCAAACGCACCCUUUUCUCACACAUCUGCCAAGGCUUCCAGAACUCUGGCGUCACCUUUCCCUACUGGAAACUUGACUCUGGUACCUGGGCCCACAGACAUCAACACCUCAAGAAUUCCACUUUCCACUGCGAUGUCAGGAACUGGAGGAAUCACAGUCAGCUCAUCUCUUUCAGCCAUCCUGCCACCAUUUCCAACUGCAAACUCUACACGCAUGGGAACACUCACAAUAUCUAACAGCGCUUUUACUCUUAUCUCAACACUAACGGGGUUGCCCAGCACGUUGUUCAGCAGUGUCACCGGUACGCCUGCUUCCCGCACACUGCCGCCUUUUCCAACUACAAACUCAACUCUGAUGUCCGGUCCGACGGGAAGCGGCACUGAGGUAUCACAUACUGCUUCAGGAACAGUAUUUCAAACCAGAGAGCCCGUUGAAACUCCCACCGGCACUCCUUUGAUUACAAUCCCGCAGUCAUUUCCAACGGGAUUUUCCACAGUUGUUCCAGGACCGACAGUCAGCGUGUCCAUUACUGCGUCGGGCUCUGUUGUUUCCAAUCUUACAAUUACUAGGUCUAGUGGGAGUAUUACCGAGAUCGUCACGAUCAUCACCUCUUCCGUCAUAUCCCCGCCGUUUCCAACUUCUAUUGGCACCGUGGGUCAAAGCCUAACAGGCACACUCGUUGGUACGGGGGUCACCAGGACAUCAUCCGGAACAGGUGGCCCAUUCUUCAGUCCCACGGUCAUUGGCUCGACUUGGGGCCAGUGGCCGAACACGACUUCUUCAAGCACGUUGUCUGCCACUGGCGGUUCGACACUUCCAUCUGGCACGGUGUUUGCGACAACUUCGCCCAACGCGAGCAACUCAAGUGUCCUCUCGAGAGCAACGUCGACCCGAUCCAUCUUUAACAGUACGAUCUCGAGGCUGCCGACGAUUUCUUCGGCUGUAACAGGAAUCCUCACCAACAUCUCCGCAACUCCCUCAAAGCCCUUCACAUCUGUGCCUCCGUUUGCAAACGCGACCACCAUUGCUGGUGAAGUUCCAACCACACACCUCACCUGGACGCUGUCAGGGACCAUCUUUCAUUCUGUUUCCAUAUUGCCUGUAUCUACGCUUUCACCCAUCUCAUCAUCAAUCUCCACUCGAACUCUCUCGGGAACCGCACCAACAGGUCCUACAGAAACAUUCGUUUCUGUUUCCAGAGUCACUUCGGCUAUCACUGAUUCGCGUCUAGCACCGCUUCCGUCGUUUACCAUCUCAGACCAGCCAAAUAUAACCAAUCCAACAGGCCUUCCAUCUGUCAUUUCCACUCCUUGCCAUACCGUCACCAUAACCAACGGCACCAUCACUCAAAUUGUUACUAGAAGUGUUCUCAUUACUACCGCGACGGCUAGCGCUGAUCCGACACUGGUUUAUCCACCUUCUGCGAAUGGUACAAUCUUGUCAGCAAGCACAUCAUGUACAUCAAAGUGGAAAAACACCACCACUUCGGCAGCUGGUUUCAAAAGCACAUGGACUUCUUUCAUCUUGACCAAUCGAACAUCCUCCCUCCCGGGUUCCGCGACAACCUUUAUCACAUCAAAAACGAGCCGGCUGGGUGAUCCCAACAGAGGAAAUAGUGGGCUUCCUGCUGUGAGCAACUUUGUGGUCGGCACGCCGACGACCACAAUCACAGACGCUCCCUUGCCGUCCAACUCAGCCUACCCUUGGGGAGGUCUUGGCCCGGUUUUCCGGCAUCAUGACGAGUCCAGCCCGGUGACGGCCGACGGAUCAGCCAAUAAGCCUAUGGAUCCCAAGGCAAACGGCGCCUGGUGGGCUCGUUGGAAGAGACACUCCGACCGCCUAACAUCCCUAAGGGCGAAUAGUGAUAUGUGA
Colletotrichum higginsianum IMI 349063 is the source of this 2409-nucleotide messenger RNA. RefSeq lists its product as uncharacterized. NCBI's taxonomy places the organism in Eukaryota, Fungi, Ascomycota, Sordariomycetes, Glomerellales, Glomerellaceae. The record is from RefSeq and is a predicted model, not a curated record. The transcript has 2 exons. Bases 1 to 2409 code for a protein of 802 amino acids.